Rhineura floridana is the source of this 7958-nucleotide messenger RNA. It is a transcript of the gene ARHGAP26, whose product is annotated as Rho GTPase activating protein 26. Gene Ontology annotation, biological process: signal transduction. Gene Ontology annotation, cellular component: cytoplasm. Gene Ontology annotation, molecular function: protein binding; GTPase activator activity. Lineage: Eukaryota; Metazoa; Chordata; Lepidosauria; Squamata; Rhineuridae. Bases 901 to 2979 code for a protein of 692 amino acids. The transcript is spliced from 21 exons. The record is from RefSeq and is a predicted model, not a curated record.
AGGGAGCACACAACUUCCAUGCGGUUUGACAUAACUCUGGCCGCUCCCUCUCUCAUCCCCGGUCUGUCAUCGUAGGACAUCUUUCUUCCUUCCCUUUUCCUUGCCCCGCGAGCAGGAGCGGCGCUGAUUGGCUGCGGCUGGCGCAAGAGAGGCGGGGUUGCGUUCUGGGAAGGAACCCCCUCUUCUCACAACGUUCCAAUGGGCAGCGCGGUCGGAAAAUGAUAUCCAGCGUUCCAAUGGGGGAAGUGGAGUGUCCCGAUUGAUCCCGGAUACCGUCGGAGAUGGUUGCGCUGAAUUAAAGAGCCGCUGCUCCUGCUCCUGUUCAACGAGGCCACGCAGGAGAUCUUGCCUUACUGGGAGGUCCUUCAGGCGGUAGCUGCAGCAGCAGCAGUAGCCGCCGCCGCAUUGACCGAGCUGAGAGAGACAGAAGGAUCCGGCAGCAACGGUAGCUGCACCGCCACCCCUGCAUUUGCAGCGUGUUUGGGAGCUCUCGCCAUGAGCAAUUCUGUGGCGGCGGCAGCGGCGGCAGCAGCAGCAUUUGCUACCACUACAGCAGCACCGCCCCCUCUUCCAAACGGCUCCUGUCCUCUCCCCCUGGUAUUUGAAGCAGCCCCUAGUGCAAACCUUGUUUGACUUGCUCAUUAUUAUUGUCAUCAUUUUAAUUAAUUGUUUUACUUUUGUCUCUGAACCUGACGCCCCGCCUCCUCCGGAGACCAAAAUACAGGCUGUUUACUCAGUGGGUGCAUAUUUUAAUUUUGCGGAAUGAACUGCAUAUAUUUUAAAUUUUAAUAGUUUUUUUAAGCGUUUUGAGAAGGACGUUUCAUUUGUGUGCAUUCAUUUUUCCAGCUGAUUUGUUUUGUAAAGGAUCUCGCUUUGGAAGGGAUCUGAAAAAAAAAAAUCAUGGGACUACCUGCCUUGGAAUUUAGUGAUUGCUGUUUGGACAGCCCUCAGUUCCGAGAGCGGCUGAAGUCUCACGAAGCUGAGCUGGACAAGACCAACAAGUUCAUCAAGGAGCUCAUAAAAGAUGGAAAGUCGCUCAUUGCAGCCCUUAAGAAUCUGUCUUCAGCAAAACGGAAGUUUGCAGAUUCUUUGAAUGAUUUCAAAUUUCGAUGUAUUGGAGAUGCAGAAACAGAUGAUGAAAUAUGCAUAGCAAAAUCCCUGCAAGAGUUUGCUGCUGUUCUUAGAAAUCUAGAAGAUGAGCGCAUGCGCAUGAUUGAGAAUGCUGGUGAGGUCUUAAUCACCCCUCUAGAGAAAUUUCGUAAGGAGCAAAUUGGUGCUGCUAAGGAAGCCAAGAAAAAGUAUGACAAGGAGACGGAAAAAUAUUGUGGUGUGUUAGAAAAGCACUUAAACCUGUCUUCCAAGAAGAAAGAAUCCCAACUUCAAGAGGCAGACAACCAGGUGGAUCUGGUUCAGCAGCACUUCUAUGAAGUCUCCCUCGAGUAUGUGUUCAAAGUACAAGAAGUUCAGGAGAGGAAGAUGUUUGAAUUUGUGGAACCACUGCUGGCAUUUCUGCAAGGGCUAUUCACAUUCUACCAUCAUGGCUAUGAGCUUGCAAAGGAUUUCAGUGAUUUCAAGACGGAGCUGACAAUUAGCAUACAAAAUACGAGAAGCCGCUUUGAAGGCACAAGAUCGGAGGUUGAGUCCUUGAUGAGGAAGAUGAAGGAAAAUCCCCAUGAGCACAAAAACAUCAGCCCUUACACAAUGGAGGGCUAUCUCUACGUCCAGGAAAAGCGUCAUUUUGGAACAUCCUGGGUGAAGCAUUAUUGCAUGUAUCAGAGUGAAUCUAAACGAAUAACUAUGGUGCCUUUUGACCAGAAGUCUGGUGGAAAGGGGGGAGAAGAUGAAGCCAUUAUUCUCAAAUCCUGCACACGUCGAAAAACUGAUUCCAUAGAGAAAAGAUUUUGCUUUGAUGUAGAAGCGGUGGAUCGGCCUGGAGUGAUCACAAUGCAGGCACUUUCUGAAGAAGACCGAAGGCUGUGGAUGGAGGCAAUGGAUGGCCGGGAACCGGUCUAUAACUCGAACAAAGACAACCAAAGUGAAGGAACCGCCCAGCUGGAUAAUAUGGGGUUCAACAUUGUCAAGAAAUGCAUCCAUGCUGUUGCAACAAGAGGGAUCAAUGAACAAGGACUCUAUAGAAUAGUUGGUGUCAACUCAAGAGUACAAAAACUAUUGAGUAUCUUAAUGGAUCCCAAAACUGCUGAAACAGAAGAUGAAAUCUGUGCAGAAUGGGAAAUUAAAACAAUCACCAGUGCACUGAAAACAUACUUGAGAAUGCUCCCUGGACCGCUGAUGAUGUAUCAAUUUCAAAGAAGCUUCAUCAAAGCAGCAAAACUGGAGAAUCAAGAAUCUAGAAUCUCUGAGAUCCACAGCUUAGUACACAGGCUCCCUGAAAAAAACAGGCAGAUGCUCCAUUUGCUCAUGAAUCACUUGGCAAAUGUUGCUAAGAACCACAAACAGAAUCUAAUGACUGUUGCAAAUCUGGGGGUUGUUUUUGGACCAACAUUAAUGCGACCACAAGAAGAAACGGUUGCUGCAAUUAUGGACAUCAAAUUCCAAAAUAUUGUGGUUGAGAUUUUAAUAGAAAACCAUGACAAGAUAUUCAACACAGUUCCAGAUAUGCCACAAUCAAAUUCUCAGCUACUUUUGUCUCGAAAGAGGAGUACAGAUUCCAAGCCACCAUCGUGCAGCGAGAGACCCUUAACUCUCUUCCAUACUGUGCAACCCAAUGAAAAGCAGGAGAACAGAAACAGUGUCAUCAACUCUAGCCUGGAAUCGGUCAUAUCAUCAAACAUCAACAGUUUCGUCCAUUCCAACAGCACUCCUCAAUCUAAUAUGAACUCAAGUGACCCUGACUUAGAAGUUAUUAAACCUAACAGGCCAAAUUCACUAGUCCCCCAUGCUCCAACUCAAGCCUCUGAAGAUGCACCUACUUCAAGCCCAACAUCUGUGGAAGGUGGCAGCGCUGACAAGUGGUGUUGAUCAACUACUUUUGAAGUGGCCUGGCUGGGAAUUGUUCUAUGUCCAUGAGAGUACUAUACCCAGAGAACUUGUAAAACAAACGUGUGCACGCACUCACACACAGGUGCAUUAGAGAGAGAGAGAGAGAAUAACACACUUUACAUUUGAAAAAGUUCAUAUUAGUUAGUUCUAUCCCCUUUCAUUUCAAAAGUAGAUGGAAGAGUUUACGUCUUAAUUAUGAAUAAGUGCUCUGCAUCAAGUGAGUUGAUUCCAUGUAUUGUUACAGGGGUGGGAGAUGCAAGGACAAUAAAAAAUUAUGCAAAUAGAUUAUUGUGGGUUGUAUUCCAUUGUUAGUCGUACUUGGAAAACACCCAUUGAAAUUAAUGGGCAUGACCUACUUGGGUCCAUUUAUUUCAGUGGGUAUGCUCUUAGUUGGAUACAACCCCCUUUGUCUGUGCUAGGGAUAGAAUGAUUUGUCAAUUUCGGUUUACUCAGUUUCUCAUUUUUCCAAUUUAAAUUUGGUUCUCCACAUUUCUGCAGCAGUUUGCGUGGGUUUGUUUAAAAUCCUCUUGGAAAUUCUUCAGCAUUUUAGUGAGAAUUUCUCCUAACAAACACAUUUUUUGUUUGCAGUUUUGACGAAUGUACACAUUUUUGCAAGCAGUUUUUCCCAAUAUAAUGCAUUUGUGUAUGCUCUUUUCAUUAAUAUAUUCAUUUUUAUGCACUUUGCCCUAAUAUAUGCAUGUUUGUAAACAUUACUUGGUUGGAGAACUGUAUUGCAUAAUUCAGAUAAGUGUGAAUUUUGAAGGACGGCUGUGUUUCAGUUCUCAUAUGGUUUUGGAAAGUGCAAGUUUGAUAAAUUUAGCUUUGAAUGCAAACAGAAUCAAAUUUCUUCCCCAUCCCUAGUAUGUGCAUUGAAUGCUCUGUUAAAUUAAUAAAAUGUUUGGGAGGGUCCCCAACUCAGAGGCAGAGCAUAUUCCUUUGCAUGCAGAAGAACCCAGAUUCAAUUGCUGGCAUCUCCAGUUAAGAGAAUCUUGAAGAGCAAGGCUAGGAAAGACAAUUGCUUAAGACACUGGAGAGCUACUGUCAGUUGGAGUAGACAGUAGUGGACUAAUGACAUAUGAGUAUUUGAUUACAAUAGAAGGGUCAGAUACAAAUCUGAUUAAAUAAAUAGGUAGACCAGGUGUGAAGCUUGGCAUAAGACACCUUUGUAUGUUCAUACAUGGCACAUUGAGCAAAGUUGCCUUUGAUAUCCCAUGGCACCCUUACUCCAUUCAUUCUCUUUUUCAUGAUACUGGUAUGUUUCCUAACAUUUGUCUGUCAAACAAUUCCAGAAGUUCCAAAUAGGGGUGUCAACAAGUUUUGCAACUGAGGGAGGAACUAUUUUUAAAUACGUCGUACUCCUUUUUGCAUAGAGAACUGUUAUUUCAGCUUUGUAUUCAAGCUUCCCAUUUCUGGGGAUCAGCAAUUUCAAAAUAAGAAAAAAGUAAACUCAAGGUGACAUGACAUCAAAAUGUUGUCUGGCGUCAGGUGUGUUCAUGAAAAGGUUAUGUGGAUGACAUUAAUUACAAGCCCAUAGGUAUGCAAAUUAGCUACAGUUCUCUGGAGUUGCUCUGUUGCAAAUUAUCUUGGAGUUAAAGUAGAAUACAUGUACAAUUAAAGCACAACAGAAGUCUAUUAUGCUUCUUCAAAGUAUAGAACAGUGAAAGGACCCCCUGGCCUGAGAUUUCAAGCAUCUCUGUCCCAUGCUUCCCUUUUCUGACAGCCUCCAACAGAAGGUACUCCAUAGUCUCUUUAGGCAGUUGUUACAGUGUUGACCUGGUCUUGUACUUAGAAAAUCUUCCUUAGUAACUUAACAAAGAUCCAUCUCGCUGUUGUUAAAUGCUGUUCUUCUUGUCUUUUUUCUUAGAGCCAAAAGGAUGAGAUCAAAGGACUAAGUGUGGGAGCAAUGGGAUGAAUGUUGCUGUAUGUUUCUGAUGGUGGUGUUGUGCUAGUGGAGAGCACACACACAUACUGCAACUCCACCACAAAUUGCUCCUGGGGGUUGGGGGAGCCUCUGGAAAAGUAUGGGAUAUGAUAUGAAGUGUUCCAGUGAUGGCCAAAAAACAGCAAAUGCCCCAGAAAGAGAUGCUUUCUGCUGGCAAGGCCACUCUUGGAUAUAACCCUUCGUCCUUUCUUUCAUGGGAUUUUUUUUUGCUGCAGUGUGUUUUUAUAUUGUAUUACAAUGAUAUUGUAAUAUUUUAUUCCUGUGAGCCCCCCCGAACACAUUUUAUUAGGCAAACUAUACUAAUAGAGUAAAUAGAAUAAUACUUCAGCAGGCAUAGGAGGGUAUCUCUGCAAAUAAAGUUACACCACUGCUUCAAGAAACCCUUUUUAGUGAGUUAUUAAUCCUCCCUUUUUUGCUUUCUUGGCUUCAGUCUGUGGAUAGAUUGAUACUCUCCAGUAAGUAAUCAACCAUGACACUUCGCAUUUUCCAUGUGCAAACUUAUUUUUUUCUCCUUUUUUCCCUGUCCUUUGUCUCAAAUGUAAACUUGUGUGUUUGAGAUGUAUGGGUAAUAAACCCUCGUCUCUAGGCAGAUGCAUGUUUAGAAGGCUAAAGCAGUGUAGCCUUUGAAAACCCUUUAUCUGUCAAUAUGGAUCUGUAAAUCAGCAUACUCGAUACAGAGGCUGCAUUUCACAAACAUUUAGGACAGCAUUUUGUACUUUUUAGCAGUUAUGUCCCUGGCAAGUUUCUUAUGUAGCUUCUUCUGGCUCAGAUUGAAUGCAUGCUUUCUACAGAAUGCUUUGCCAAUUUUUCAUUGUCUUAAUAGCUGUUGCUCUGGGAGAUGCACUUGCUGCUUUCAUUUCCUGGUUAAUGUCAGGCAGGCAUUUUGAGAAUGGGAGGGCACUUUUGUUUGGUUCAGAUGAAAAGCCACCCAAGGAAAAAACCCUUCCUGCCUCCGUAUUCUGUCUCUGAUAGGGAGGACAGGACUUUCAACAGCAAUAGUGACAGAAGGUAUCUAGAAAUCACCUGUGAGUCUAGACUUUUGUCUCAGGACCAAUGCAUCACUUAGUUUGUUACUUACUAUUUAUAUUUCACUCUUCUGUUAAAAUAAUGUUGCAAUAAUAACAUCAUUAAAUAUAGAAAAAUAAAAAAAAUAUCAGGAUGAAAAACAUCAAGAGAAUAGCAAACCUAAAACUUAAAAACAGCAGGUUACUGAUUAAAAACUAUUUUAAAAGCUGAUUUACUAGCCAUCAAAAGACAGAGUGCACUCUUUGGGCUUUAGAUCAUGGAUUGGCAACCUGAGGCCUUCUAGAUGUUGUGGGACUCCAACUGUCAUCAGGUUUCUCAUCCCUGAUCUAGGCUGAAAUAGUUUGUGCAGCCUGACUUGUUCCAUCCCCUCUCGGUUCCCAGGCUCUAUAUGAGAUGACUUCUGAGAUCAUAAUUUUGUCUUCGUUAAGCUUUCCUCUUUGGGGCAAAAAUUAACCAGGUCCUUUUUUCCUAAGGAGCUCAAACUUUUCCAAAUAACAAUAAGCUGCCUCUAGGGAGAAAAAACACACCACAGUCAUUCUCUGAGGAGAUGCAGCUUCCUCAUAACCUCUCUGGAACAUAUUGCUUUGGGAUCUCAGAUAUUUCAAAUGUCUGAAAUCUACAUAAUGGUUCAGGACAUAGGCAGCAAUAUUGUAGAUUCCUGUGACCUUCAGGCUGAGAUUGUAUGAGGAUUUGUGCUAUAUAUGCUAGUUGUGGUCACAGUGCCGAGCCAUGAUGGUUGUUUUAAAUUUUGCCAAUGGGUAGUUGUCCUUUAAGGCAAAUGAAGAAAGCAAGUAGAAUUUGCAUUCUCCUGGGGAUAAUUCUUUAGCUGUGUAAAUGGCUCUUGCUGACUGACACGUAAUGUAUUUUUCAACAUAGUUUCAGUAGGCGGAUGGAAGAUAAGGGGAAAAUAGAAAAAAUACAUUUUUCAGUAUAACUGGCUAAAAGCUUUCCCUUUUGGAUAAGUAUAACUGCUGGAUAAAUAUUCCUAAAUUUCCAGAAUUGGCUGCAUCUGGGAGAAAUUAGAAUUGUUAAGUCGCACUAGCUUGCAAAUUUAUCACCAGCUUUUGUGGUUGUUCACUUGUAUGGGAUGUUGAUUGCAGAUGCAAGUUUAAAAAUAGUAUUUAGGCUAAAAGAUCUGAAAGGUCAAAUAAGCAUGAAUCAAAAUUGUGUAUGACUGAAUAUAGGCAAAGAUGAGACCUUUUGGUAUCAAAUUCUCAGAUACUGCCUAAUUCCUCUUGAAUAUCUAGUUCUGCUGUACUAUUUUGCUACUAACGUAUACAGCUGUAGGUCACUUGUAUUACCAUCUGUACUUUCCAUAUUUCAUUUCCUAAUCUCACUGUUUACAGUCUCCACCACUGUAUGUAUAUAUACACAUCUGUAACUCAGGAUAACACUUCCUGCAUCUGAUGAAGUAGACUGUAGUUCACAAAAGCUUAUGCUUUAAUCAUUUUGUUAGUUUUUAAGGUGUCACAAGACAAUUUUGUUGUAUUUUGCUACAAGAGACUAACAUGGCUAUACCUCUGGAAAUCAUUCCUGAUUUGUUUGCUUAAGAACCAUAGCCGGUAAUGUACAUGAGUCUGUGGGAUAUUUUAGGCUGCUGACUCAUAGAAUUCCCUCUUCACAGUGCUUGCCGUUUGUGAGAGAUUAAUGUCCUAACUCAACAAAUCUAAUUUUAGCUGCCUUUUGUGUUUCCUACUUUUGGCAUUUUGUGUCAAAAGUAAUCUUUUCUAUCUUCCCACUGUGCCUCACAUAGGAAGUGUCUUCUACAAUAGCAGAUAGGGAAAAGAGACUGGACUCCAGAUGCUAUAUUCCUUUUUUUCUUUUUUUUAUAUACGGAUAAAGUAAAGCUGUUAAAGACCUUAUCUUGGAAGACCAUCUUACUCAGCCACAAGUGAUUGCCAGUGAAUGAAUGAAUGAAUGAAUGAAUGAAUACCAUUGUCCAAAUGAAAGCAAUGUGCCUUUGUUACUUCCAUGAUUGGGAGAAUAUUUA